Molecule: messenger RNA, 963 nt
Organism: Ostertagia ostertagi
Lineage: Eukaryota; Metazoa; Nematoda; Chromadorea; Rhabditida; Trichostrongylidae
Source: the annotation of a GenBank genome assembly
AUGAAUCGCGCAUGGCUGUGGAUACUACUCAUAGGGUUAUCAUUGGCAAUCACAGUGGCUGGUGAAUGCGACAAUGAGGAGGAAGAAGAGCCACUCACUCGAUAUCCUAUUAUAUUGUUCAAAUGGAGCGAAGUGAAAGUGCCUCUGACGGUGUCAUUGUGGCUCGUUGGAGCUAGUAUAGCUAAAAUUAAACGAGGUUGUCCUCGCAGCGAAGUGUUCAUGCUUUAUCUGCUACCUCCAUUAGUAUUCGAUGCAGGCUACUUCAUGCCGGCUCGACAGUUCUUCGACAAUCUCGGCUCCAUUCUCUGUUUUGCAAUGAUAGGAACCACCUUCAACAUUGUGGCCAUCGCGCUCUCGUUGUGGGCCAUUUCUUUGACGGGUCUGUUCUCCGUGGAAACACCACUCAUUCAUCUGCUGCUAUUCGGUUCUGUUGCUGCGGACGUCGAUCCAGUUGCUGUCAUCGUCAUUUUCGAAGAACUUGGGGUCAACGAGAUCCUAUUCAUCAGUGUUUUCGGCGAAUCGCUGCUCAACGAUGGUGUGGCUGUUGUCUUUUACCGCAUGUUCGUCUCAUUCACAGAGAUCGGAACAGAAAAUCUCAUCACCAUGGAUUACGUGAAUGGUGGAAUUUCGUAUUUGGUUGUAUGCUUUGGAGGAAUAGGAGUUGGUCUCCUGGUGGCCCUAUCUGCUAGUUUCAUAACAAACAUUGUAUUCUGUGGAGCAGCGAUGAAGCAGUACGUGAAAGCUAACGUGCUCUCCAUGUGCUCGGAGACUGUAAUCUUCGUGUUCCUCGGUCUUUCAACUGUCUCAUCUGAUCAUCACUGGGAUACACCUUUCAUCGUACUGACUACCGUAUUCUGUCUCAUAUACCGUACUCUUGGCGUGGUCGUUAUGUGUUUCGUGCUCAACAAAUACCGUCUCAACAAAUUCUCAAAGGUUUACAACUCUUCACCUCUCUUCUCUCUU